GCAACUUCACAUGUACGUGGCGGGCAGUGAGCAGAUAAACUGCAAUGGAGCAGUCAUAGAGCUGCCCUCUCUGGAAGUGGUCAAAGCAGCACCGAAGAUGCCCAGCGAUGCGAACAUUGAUUGGCUGCUGCAUAUUUAUUUUACUCGCCGUGAAUUCGAGCGCUGUCGCCGUCUCAUUGAACGUGAGCUGAAUCGUCACCUGAAUGCUGAGUACCUGUAUUUUGUCAAGGGCCUAAUUGAGCGCGAGGCGGGCAAUAAUAUCGAGGCACUGCGUAAUCUACAAAAGGCUGUCGAACUCAAUUCGCGCAACAUCGAGAGCUACAAGGAAAUUGGACGCACACUCUAUAGCAUGGGCCGCUUUGGUCAGGCGCUGAGCGUAUUUCGUGAGGCGGAGGCGCACAGUCCACGCAAGGAUCAUGAAAUCUAUCAUUAUCUGGGUGAGUUGCUCUAUCGCGCCGCAGCCAAUCAGCCACAGCUGGAGCUGGCGCGUCAGCAGCAAGCCGAGGCCAAGAGUUACUUCGAGCAGGCGGUGCAGACGGGCAAGAAGCAGGAGAGCUACAUACGCCUGGCGGAGCUCUAUCGCAAGGACAAGGAGUAUCAGCAGGCCAUAGAUGUGCUCGAAGCGUGUUUGCACUUAACCCCCGAGAGUGCGGAAGUCCUUACCGAAAUCAGCGUAUUGUAUUUGAAAAUCAAUGAGACGCAAAAGGCCUAUGAUCGUCUGGCGGAAGUCGUCAACAUCGAACGCAAAUGCGCACCCAAAGGUUUGUUAGCCCUGGGCGCCAUUUUGCAGUCACGCAACGACGUGGAUGGCGCCUUGGGCAAGUACAGUCAAAUCGCAGAUGCUGAGCCGGAAAUUGCCGAGCUGUGGAACAACAUUGGGCUGUGCUUCUUCAAGAAGCAAAAGUUUAUUGUGGCUGUGUCGUCCUUGCGCAAGGCCGUUUGGCUAUCGCCGCUCAACUACAAUGCGCUCUACAAUUUGAGUCUGAUUUACAUAGCCUCUGAACAAUAUGCCAGCGCCUUUCACACGCUGGCUGCGGCCAUAAACCUGCGUAAGGACAAUGCCGAGUGCUACAUGCUGUUGGGCCUCUGUCUACGCCGGCUGGACGAUAAGGAAAAUGCGUUUGUGGCCUUUGAGCGCGCCUGCUUUUUGGCUCAAUCGCAACAGAGCGGAGUGCGACAUCCGUUGGUGUUUCUGAACUUUGCCCUAUUCUGCUUUGAAACAGGACGCCUGGCCUUGGCAACGGAGCACUACAAUCGCUUUACGAGCCAGGCGCAGGACCUGCUGCUACCCACCGAAUACAAAUUUCAAGCAACUAAGCUCAAGUCCUUGUUGCGCAUAUCCAGCCAUAGCAUACUGAGCGAUGCGCAGGAGCCAGAAACCAACGAAGUCAGUGGUCAGAACAUGCAGCCGCAAGAGGAAUUGCCACUGGAAGUCAAUGCUGUGGUCAACCAGAACUGA
Messenger RNA from Drosophila busckii, 1459 nucleotides. RefSeq names its product Bardet-Biedl syndrome 4 protein homolog (gene BBS4). The transcript is spliced from 10 exons. Gene Ontology annotation, biological process: protein localization to cilium; cilium assembly. Lineage: Eukaryota; Metazoa; Arthropoda; Insecta; Diptera; Drosophilidae. Bases 11 to 1459 code for a protein of 482 amino acids. Gene Ontology annotation, cellular component: ciliary basal body. The record is from RefSeq and is a predicted model, not a curated record. Gene Ontology annotation, molecular function: protein binding.